Dendrobium catenatum is the source of this 2360-nucleotide messenger RNA. Its product is annotated as ubiquitin domain-containing protein DSK2b. Gene Ontology annotation, cellular component: cytosol. Lineage: Eukaryota; Viridiplantae; Streptophyta; Magnoliopsida; Asparagales; Orchidaceae. The transcript has 8 exons. The coding region runs from base 270 to 1898 and encodes 542 amino acids. Gene Ontology annotation, biological process: ubiquitin-dependent protein catabolic process. Gene Ontology annotation, molecular function: polyubiquitin modification-dependent protein binding. The record is from RefSeq and is a predicted model, not a curated record.
UUCAGUUUUUCCAUUGUGUGAAAUCACCGUACCCGUAUCUUCGGCCCGAGAACGCCUCUCCUCCGCCGCUCCGAUCAUCUGGCCCUCCUAUUUCUCUGAGCUCAAUCCAGAGAGAGAAAGAAAAACGUCGUCUCUCUCCCUCUCUCCCUCUCUCCCUCUCGAGUUCUUGCUUACUGGCUGCGGUGCUUCCUUUCCUCCAGUCAAUCUCUUUGAUCAGGGCCUUUUUCUUUCAUUCCUAGGGUUCGAGAGCCCUGAUCUUCAUCCAUCUCAUGGGCAUCGAAGGAGAAUCGAUCGACUCAAGCGCCGCUAGCGUCGGCAAGUCCCUUCUCGCUACCGUCAACGUCCGCUGCUCCAACGGCUCCAAAUUCUCCGUUCAGAUCGCGCUCGACGCCACCGUCGGCGCCUUCAAGACCCUCCUUGCUGAGAAGUCCGAUGUUCCGACGCAGCAGCAGAGGUUGAUCUACAAAGGGCGGAUUUUGAAGGACGAGCAGACCCUAGAGAGCUACGGCUUGGAGUCCGAUCAUACAGUUCACUUGGUUCGUGGUGCUGUGCUGUCCACUGCAUCUACAAAUAGUUCAGCCAAUCUUGGUACUUCAGCUGCAGGUACCACUGCAGCAGCUCCAAGAGAUGCUAGUUCCACUGAUGGUGGGGACUUUAGUGGUGUUGGCUCUGCUUCUCCAUUAUUCCCUGGACUUGGUGCUAGUGGGCUUUUUGGUACUGGUGCUUCUGGCUUACUUGGGUCCGGAUUUUCUGAGUUUGAUCAAGUGCAGCAGCAGCUUACUCAGAAUCCAAACAUGAUGAGGGAUAUGCUGAACAUGCCAGCCAUUCAAAAUUUAAUGAAUAAUCCUGAUUUGGUGCGCAAUCUCAUUAUGAGCAAUCCCCAAAUGCGGGAGAUACUAGACCGCAAUCCUGAUCUUGCACAUGUCCUAAAUGAUCCCAGCACUCUUAGGCAGACUCUGGAAGCUGCUAGAAAUCCUGAAUUAAUGAGAGAAAUGAUGCGGAAUACAGACAGAGCUAUGAGCAAUAUCGAGUCCUCACCAGAAGGGUUUAACAUGCUCAGGCGUAUGUAUGAAACUGUGCAGGAGCCAUUCCUAAAUGCAACGACCAUGGCUGGAAACACUGGUGGGGAUGGUUCAAAUCCAUUUGCAGCCCUCUUGGGGAACCAUGCAAACACACAGUCAAGGGAUCGGUCAACAAACUCAUCAGUUACUAAUUCAGAUGUAACAAAUGGUUCUUCACCAAAUAGCAACCCACUUCCUAAUCCAUGGAACAAUGCUGGACCUACACCAACAACAAAUACAAGAUCAACCCCUAAUGGUGAGGCAAGGUCUGCUGUAUUUGGUGGGCUUGGUGGUCCGGAUCUUGGCGCUGGUGGCAUGCCUGACCCAUCUGUCCUGAGUCAGGUGUUGCAAAAUCCAGCCAUGGCACAAAUGAUGCAAUCUAUGCUAUCAAAUCCGCAAUAUAUCAGCCAGAUAUUGAAUAUGAAUCCACAGCUUCGUAGCAUGAUGGAAUCAAAUACACAGUUGAGAGAAAUGUUACAAAAUCCAGAAUUUCUUCGGCAGCUAGCAUCACCUGAGACAUUGCAGCAAGUUCUGUCAUUACAACAAUCUCUUUUUACACUGAUUGGUCGGCAGCAGUUGAACCAGGUACAAAACCAGAGCAAUGGUGCCACAGGAAUGGAACAUUUGAUGCAGAUGUUUGGCGGACUGGGGGCAGGCGUUAAUCAUGGUGUUCCCAGCAACCCUGAUGUGCCACCCGAAGAGCUGUAUGCCACACAGCUUUCUCAGCUUCAGGAAAUGGGUUUCUUUGAUACCCAGGAGAACAUCCGAGCCCUCAUUGCUACUGCUGGAAAUGUCCAUGCCGCUGUGGAGAGGCUAUUGGGAAGCAUGGGUCAUUAGAUUCAAGGUAAACUCUCUCUUGUGUACCUUCUCCCUUUUCAACAUCAAUUUAAGAUGGUCUGUAAGGCCCUCCCGUGUAUUCCACACGCUUGUUUUCCCUUUAUGAUAAUCAAGUGCUUCCUCACUGCUGCUUGUUUCCUGGUAUGGAAUAACUAGCAGUGUCGUUCAAAAGCUCUGUGCUUUAUUUGCUGCUAUAUGGGAGUUCAUAGUUUGAUUUUAAUCUGUUUACUAAGUUGAUCAUGCUAAAGACAGCUUUUGUAUAUACAUUUGCUUAAAGCCUGCCUGUCAUUUUGUGAUUUGUUCAUAAUCCAUGAUUAUGGUUGUGGGUGCUGAUGAUUUAUGUUCCAGAAUCUUUUGAAGAAAAUGUUGUUUGGUUCAGUUUUAUAUAUACCUUUGUUAUAAAGUUGAGUUCAUUGUUGUACUAUCUAAUUGGUACUUAAUCCAACUUUGCUUUCAGAACUA